Molecule: messenger RNA, 686 nt
Organism: Protopterus annectens (West African lungfish)
Lineage: Eukaryota; Metazoa; Chordata; Ceratodontiformes; Protopteridae
Product: nuclear factor 7, ovary-like
Exons: 4
Coding region: 9-686 (225 amino acids)
Biological process (GO): regulation of DNA-templated transcription
Source: RefSeq, a predicted model, not a curated record
AGAUAAAAAUGGCUAUAACAUCUCUAGACUCCAAAGUGAAAGAACUUAAAUACAUGCAAAACCAUCAUGAGAAGGAAAUUGGAGAUAUAAAAGAAGAUGUUUUUAAUUUGGAGAAAUACAUUAAACAACAAUUUGUAGAAUUGCACCAGUUUCUCCUAGACAAGGAACAACAACUCAUCCAGCAGCUGAAGAAUGAUGAAGCAAAUACUCUAAAACGGAUGGAAGGAAAUCUCGAGUGCAUUAAACAAGAGAUUGUUACCUACCUUGUGACAGACUCUGAUGGCAAUUUGGAAGACAAGAUUAAAGAAGAGGACAGCCUGAAAAUAAUGAAAGAAAAUGUUAAAUGUGUUGAAAAUGAUGCUAUGGCCAUUAACAGCAUUAGUCACAGUAACUGGGAGAUCAUACAACCAGAACUAGUUGGUUUGCUAACAGUACCAGAAACCUUUGAAGAUGUCACAGUUACUUUCACAGAAGAGGAAUGGAAGUUGUUAAGGAAACGAGAUAAGGAACUUUACAGACAUGUGAUGGUACAGAACUACGAAACUUGUGUUUCUGUUGGAUACAAAAUUCCUCCAGAGAAGUUAUUACGGCUAUUUAAAGCAGAUAAAGUUCCAAAGGAUAUUGUGAGAGGAAUAAAUAUCAGGAAGCAGAAGGAUAAUUUUGAAGAGAACUUCAACAGUAUGUAA